This is a messenger RNA of Penicillium riverlandense, 1308 nucleotides long. RefSeq lists its product as uncharacterized. Bases 1 to 1308 code for a protein of 435 amino acids. Gene Ontology annotation, cellular component: membrane. Lineage: Eukaryota; Fungi; Ascomycota; Eurotiomycetes; Eurotiales; Aspergillaceae. The transcript has 4 exons. Gene Ontology annotation, molecular function: transmembrane transporter activity. The record is from RefSeq and is a predicted model, not a curated record. Gene Ontology annotation, biological process: transmembrane transport.
AUGGGAAAUGCGAAAAUUGAAGGAAUGAAUGAUGACUUGCACCUGGUAGGGAAUCAGUACAACAUUGCAAGUACUCUUUUCUUUGUCCCUUAUAUUAUAUUUGAGAUCCCGUCGAACAUACUUUUGAAGAAAUUCCGUCCCAGCUUAUGGUUAUCGUUCCAAGUCAUCACCUGGGGAAUAGUGAUGACCUGCAUGGGCUCAGUUCAAGGCUUUUCAAGCCUCACGGCUUGUCGAGUAUUGCUGGGGCUAUGUGAGGCAGGAUUUUUUCCCGGUGCAGUAUAUUUGGUCACUCAGUGGUAUCCCCGCCACGAAAUCCAACAACGCCUGGCCCUUCUAUACACAGCGUCAGCCAUUUCUGGGGCAUUCAGUGGUCUUCUGGCCUACGGCAUCUCUAAUAUGGGAGGCCUCGAAAACAUUGCUGGCUGGCGUUGGAUCUUCAUUAUUGAAGGUUUGGUACCAGUGGCAUUUGGUCUUGGUUUACCAUUUCUGCUUCCAGACGGGCCGGAGACUGUGAAAUGGCUGACACCAGAAGAGAAACGUUUUAUCGACCUCCGGUUACGACAAUCUGGUGUAUGUUAUGCUGAGGGUGAGGGUGAUAAAUUCUCAUUUUCUAUGCUUCUCGGCACGAUGCUAGAUUGGAAAAUCCUUCUGGGCGUGCUGUUGGCCAUGGUGAAUGCGGCUCCGAACGCAGCAUUUUCCUAUACCAUGCCAACUAUCAUUAACAAACUGGGAUUUGAGGCGUCAAUGGCGCAGCUUUUGACUAUCCCACCGUAUUUCUGCGGUGCUCUCUCAAGCUGGUUCAGUGGCCGCCUUGCGGAUCGUUUUACUUGGCGGUUCCCCUUCAUCAUUGCGCCCAUGGUCCUGAUGCUUAUAUCUUUCAUUUUGCUUUUUACCCUUUCGUCCGAUAUCGAAUUAUACAAAGGCGCCAUGUAUUUUUCGAUUGUUCUGGCCCAAAUUGGCAUCUACCCUUUGCUCCCCGGUAUCUCGGCGUGGACUGGGAACAACCUCCCUCAAUCUUGGAAACGGUCAAUUGGAAUAGCUUGGUUGCUAGCUGCUGGAAAUAUCGGAAGCUUCAUUGGCACGAAUAUUUUUCUUGACAAGCAGGCGCCGCACUACAUUCUCGGUUACGGCGUAUCGAUCGCUAUCAUCAGUUUGGGAAUUGUCACCUGCUGCGUUCUUGAGUUGUGUCUUUGGCGUCUUAACCGGAUCAAGCGCUCUAUUUCCGAACGUGAAGUUCGAGAGGAGUUUACAAAUGAGCAGCUAACUGCAAUGGGGGAGAAGAGCCCUCUUUACCUUUACACGCUCUAA